This is a messenger RNA of Lucilia sericata (common green bottle fly), 5017 nucleotides long. It is a transcript of the gene Ndae1, whose product is annotated as sodium bicarbonate cotransporter 3. Gene Ontology annotation, biological process: monoatomic anion transport; regulation of intracellular pH; bicarbonate transport. The transcript is spliced from 15 exons. Gene Ontology annotation, cellular component: plasma membrane. Gene Ontology annotation, molecular function: solute:inorganic anion antiporter activity; monoatomic anion transmembrane transporter activity; sodium:bicarbonate symporter activity. Lineage: Eukaryota; Metazoa; Arthropoda; Insecta; Diptera; Calliphoridae. The record is from RefSeq and is a predicted model, not a curated record. The coding region runs from base 854 to 4513 and encodes 1219 amino acids.
UUAAAGCAAAAAAAAAAAAAAAAACUAGAAGAAGCAGAAAAAACAAACUAACGAAAGCCGAAAAGCCCCCAAGGAAACGAUGAAAAUGAAUUAACCAGGAAAAUAUUAAACCCACUAUCAAAAAAUCUAAGUUUUUCUUUUCAUUUUUUGUUGUUGUGUUUUUCACUUUCUUCAAAUCCUCUUGCAAAGGACAAAAACAGGUUAAAUUUCAAACCACUGCCAUUUAAUAACAAAAAAACCAAACCAAAAAAAUUUGUCUUGAAUACUAUAUAACAAAUAUAUCGAAAAAAAAUCCUGACACCUUAAAAAAACUAAAAAUGAGAGUCAUUUAACUCUUAGUUGGAAUUUGUUACAGCAAAAUAAUAAUAUAAUAGCAACAACUACAACAGCAAUAAUAACAAGCAACAGCAGAAAUAAACAACAGCAACAAAACUCGUAGAAAAAGAAAAAAAACUAUUUCGUAUCUAAACUAGGCCGUAUCAUUGGCACACUCUUGUUGGGUAUAUAGCUGUGUGUGUGUGUGUCUAAUUUCUGUUGUAACAAUUUUCUUUUGUUGGGGAUAAAUGUGAGCGAGUAUUUGUUUUGUUUAGAUAUUCCAACGAAAGAAACUUUUUUUUUGUAUCAGCAAACAGUAGCAUCCUUUUGAUUUUAACUUUUCAACAAGAAAACGGAGACAAGCAGCUAUUUUCAACAAAACGCGUGUGCUGUCUAUUUUAUUUUAAUCCUUUGGAUAUCGUAGUUUUCUUGCUAGUGCUGCUGCUACAGUUUUUGCUAUUUUUAUAGUGGGAGUUGAAUACUUGGAAAACCAGCCACAACCAGCACAAGUAAAAGAAGCAACAAAACACCGUGGACCAUGCAUACUUCCAGCGGUGAUGAUGAGGCUUCUAAGGAUCCUCGUAUAGGGGAACAGGAUUUUACACAACAAUUUACAGAAAAUGAUUUUGAAGGACAUCGAGCACAUUCUGUUUAUGUGGGCGUACAUGUACCUGGCGGUCGACGCCAUUCACAAAGAAGACGCAAACAUCACCACAGCAAAAGUGAGAGUAGCGGCGAUGAAAGACAACCGGAGGUGGAAAGACCAGUGACACCACCUGCUCAACGUGUACAAUUCAUAUUGGGAGAAGAUGCCGACGAUGGAACACACGUUUCACAUCCCCUAUUCUCCGAGUAUUUAACGUUGGUUAAGGAAGGUGACGAAAUUGAAUGGAAAGAAACAGCAAGAUGGAUUAAAUUCGAAGAGGAUGUCGAGGAGGGCGGUAAUCGUUGGUCAAAGCCACAUGUGGCCACUUUGUCAUUACAUUCAUUGUUUGAACUUAGAAGCCUACUGCUAAACGGCACCGUUAUACUUGACAUGGAAGCCAAUAAUUUGGAUUUAAUAGCAGAUUUAGCCUGUGAACACAUGGUCAAUGCCAGAGCACUACCACCCGAAUCACGUGAUAAAGUUAAGGACGCUCUAUUAAGGCGUCAUCGUCAUCAGCACGAGUACAAUAAGAAAACAAAAUUGCCAAUAAUACGUUCAUUGGCAGACAUUGGUCGCAAUCAGUCAUCAUCGAAAACCGAUUUUGGUCACAUUGCCACCACUCAUCUGGGAAACAUUGGUGUUACCACCUGGUUUCAUGCGGGGGCCUCAACAGCCUCCCAAAACAGUCAAGCUAGUUGUAGUUCUCAUGGAUUUUCAACUAACAAACAUAACAAAGUGGAAGAUCAUAGUUACUCAUCAGCACCGGGUCUGACAGCAACAUCACCCCUAUCACUAACAGCCAGUACGAAUGGGAAUAAAAGUGAUGACAUCAGUGCCAUGGGUGGACGUUUCUUAACCGUACCAGGUGGCACUAAAUCACCGAAAAACCUAAGCGUGCCAAAUGAAGACAUGAUCAAAAGCCCCAGCAGCCAGUCGAUACAACGCAACAGCAGUGGCACCGAUUUGAGCGAUCAUCGCGGCAAUAUGCAUUUUAUGCGCAAAAUACCACCUGGUGCCGAAGCCAGCAAUAUUUUGGUGGGUGAAGUGGAGUUCUUGGAAAAACCUUUGGCUGGGUUUAUACGCUUAAAGGAGGCUUCUGUUAUGGGUGAUCUAACCGAAGUACCAGUUCCCACCAGAUUUAUAUUUAUAUUAUUAGGACCACCUGGCAGUCAAAGUAAUUUUCAUGAAAUUGGUCGUGCCAUGGCCACGCUGAUGUCUGAUGAAAUCUUCCAUGAAGUGGCCUAUAGAGCUCGCAAACGUGAUCAUUUGUUGGCGGGUAUAGAUGAGUUCUUGGAUGCUGUGACGGUAUUGCCACCCGGUGAAUGGGAUCCUACCAUACGUAUAGAACCUCCAGCCGCCAUUCCUUCACAAGAGAUACGCAAACGCCCACCAGAGGUACCCAAAGAAGAAGUAGACGAAGAAGAGGAAGAACAACGCCUCAGAGAAGAAUCAGGUUUAUCGCGUUCGGGUCGCUUAUUUGGUGGUUUAAUAAACGAUGUCAAACGUAAGGCUCCCUUUUAUUUAUCGGACUUUACCGAUGGCGUUUCGAUGCAGUGUGUGGCUUCUUGGAUUUUCUUGUAUUUUGCUUGUCUCUCUCCUAUUAUUACUUUCGGUGGCCUAUUGUCUCAGGCCACUGGUAAAAAUAUGGCUGCCAUGGAAUCUUUAGUAUCUGGUUUUGUAUGCGGCAUAGGUUAUGGUCUAUUCUCGGGUCAACCUUUGACCAUAUUGGGUUCAACUGGUCCGGUUUUGGUAUUCGAAACAAUUGUUUAUGAUUUUUGCUUAAAACAAGGUUGGGAUUAUAUGACCUUCCGUUUCUGGAUAGGCACUUGGAUAGCGGUAAUAUUACUGAUACUAACAGCCAUAGAUGCCAGUGCUUUGGUCUGCUAUAUAACCCGUUUCACUGAAGAAAACUUUGCCACUCUUAUUGCAUUUAUAUUUAUAAUGAAGGCUGUUGAAAAUGUUUUGAAAAUCGGUAAAAAGUUUCCGGUUAAUCAGGAGAUAUAUGAUUGUGUUUGUACUCCCCCACCGGGUAGUAAUGCCACUAUAUUGGAUUUUGCCAAAUACGAGAAAAAUUAUUGUCUGGCUAACAAUGGCACUUUAGUGGGCUUAGAUUGUGAUCUACCAGAUAACUCCAAUAUAUUCCUCAUGUCCGUUAUAUUGUUUUUGGGUACCUUUAUCAUAUCUACCAUUUUGAAAGAUUUCAAAAAUGCUUUAUUCUUCCCCACUGUGGUACGUCAAUAUAUCAGCGAUUUCUCCGUUAUUAUUGCCAUUGUCAGCAUGAGCCUGUUGGACUUUUUAAUGCAAGUGGAUACGCCUAAACUAGAGGUGCCACAUGAAUUGAAACCUACAUUGCCCAGCCGUGAUUGGCUUAUACCACCGUUUACUGAAAACAAUCCCAUCUGGUCGGCGGUUAUAGCCGUUAUACCAGCCAUGUUGGGCACUAUACUUAUAUUCAUGGAUCAACAGAUUACAGCUGUUAUUAUCAAUCGCAAAGAGAAUAAAUUGAAGAAGGGUUGUGGUUAUCAUUUGGAUCUUUUCAUUUUGGCCAUAUUAAUACAAAUCUGCAGUGUCAUGGGUUUGCCUUGGUUUGUGGCCGCUACUGUUUUAAGUAUUAAUCAUGUUAAUUCUCUAAAACAGGAAUCGGAAUGCUCAGCUCCCGGUGAAAAACCUCAAUUUUUGGGUGUUCGUGAACAGCGUGUUACACAUGUCUUGAUUUUCCUUACCAUUGGUUUGUCCGUCUUCUUAACGCCCAUUUUGUGUCAUAUUCCUAUGCCGGUUUUGUUUGGCGUUUUCCUGUAUAUGGGUGUGGCCUCGCUCAAAGGUUUACAGUUCUUCGAUCGUAUUUUAAUCAUGUUUAUGCCGGCUAAAUAUCAACCUGACUAUAUGUUCCUUAGACAGGUCCCCAUUAAACGUGUUCAUCUCUUUACAUUCAUACAAUUGGCUUGUUUGAUAGCCUUAUGGCUCAUAAAAUCCUUCUCAUCGACCUCCAUAUUGUUCCCUCUAAUGUUGGUUGUUAUGAUUGGUAUACGUAAAUCGCUGGAUUUGAUAUUCACACGCCGUGAACUUAAGAUACUCGACGACAUAAUGCCCGAGAUGACAAAGAGACAAAAUGCCGAUGAUCUACAUCAAUUGGAUGCUGAGGAUCAUCAUCAUGAUAAGUAUGAAAAAUACAAUUCAACUAUGAAUCCUGGACCCACAACUAUACAUAUACCCCUGGCAAAUGGGGGAGCCAAUAACAAUGCAACGCCCAAUCUACAAGCAAAUGUUACACAAGACGUUCAAAGAACCACCAUAUGGCAACAGGUUAAUAAGGAUGGUACAUCGGCCGAUCAAUUGAUAAUACCGGUAACUGCCAAGGUGCGACAAAUCAAUGGCAGUCAAAAUAAAAAUAAUCAACGCUUAUCUACCAUGAAUGAGGAAGAUGACGAAAAUUUAUCAACACCCAAAAAUUUCAAUAAUCUAACGCUUAAAGUUGAAGCCUGCAAGGAUAUGACCAACAAUGGUUCCAGCAAUAUUAUAGAUUUCAGCAAAAAUGAUAUAACACCCGUCUAGAUUUUAGUGGCACAUGAGCAAUUUAUUAUGAAUAUCUGUCAAUCAUGUAGUAUUUACUAAGUAUUGCUAAUUGUAAACGGUUUUGCGUUAUAUACAUAUUAACCUAUAAUUUCUCUCCAUGUACUAUUUGUAAAACGAGAAUGUAAAUUCUCGAGAUUUAUUUAUUAUUUAUUUAUAACAGAUAUCGUAGUAGAGAUUUGAUGUUUUUUAAACAAAAUAAUCUUACAUUUUAUAUUAAUAAUAACAAGUAUUAAGAUAAAAUAUGAAUAUGUAUUAAGUAAUUGUUAUACUUUUAAAAGUAAUAACAAUUAAGAUAUUGAAAAAAGAUUCCAUUUACAUUAGUACAUAUAAAUGCAGUACAUAUUAAUUAAUUGCUGUUGACUGUUCGGAAGAAAUUUAAUUUCGUAUUCUAUUUUCAAUUUUUAAAAUCAAACAAAAUUCUGUUAUUUGUUAAAUUUAGUACAAGUUGGCAAUGUCAGUUUGUUUGCGACUUUUUGAGUUUUU